AUGUCCGACGAUGAUGAUUUCAUGCAAGACUCCGACCAGGAGCAAUACGACUUUGAAUACGAAGAUGACGACGAAGCGGAGAGCGGCGACGUGGACAUCGAGAACAAAUACUACAACGCGAAACAACUGAAAGCAGACAACCCAGAAGAGGCGGUGCAAGAGUUUCUCGGAGUUCCCGAACUCGAACUGGAAAAGGGCGACUGGGGCUUCAAGGGACUCAAGCAGGCUAUCAAGCUCGAGUUCGCGUUGGGCCGCUACGAUGACGCCGUCAAGCACUACAAGGAGCUCCUCACGUACGUUAAGUCCGCCGUGACGAGGAACUACUCGGAAAAGUCGAUCAACAACAUGCUCGACUACAUCGAGAAGGUCGCCACGGAGCAGACGGCGUACAAGUGCAUGGAGGAGUUCUACUCGUUGACCCUGCAGACGUUCCAGAGCACCAACAACGAACGACUGGCACUGAAGACAAAUCUGAAGUUGGCCAAGCUGUAUCUGGAUAAGAAGGACUAUACACAACUCACGAAUAAAGUCCGGGAAAUCCAUCAGGCGUGCCAGAAGGAAGAUGGGACCGACGACCCCGGGAAAGGGACGUAUUCGCUAGAGGCGUAUGCGCUCGAAAUCCAGAUGCACGCCGAGAUGAAGAACAACAAGCGUCUCAAGAGUCUCUACCAGAAGGCGUUGACUGUCCGGUCGGCGGUGCCCCAUCCCAAAGUCCAAGGCAUUAUCCGCGAAUGCGGCGGCAAGAUGCACAUGAGCGAGGAGAACUGGAAGGAGGCCCAGAGCGACUUCUUUGAAUCCUUCAAGAACUACGACGAAGCUGGCUCGAUGCAACGAAUUCAAGUGCUGAAAUAUCUCGUGCUCACGACCAUGCUGAUGAAGUCGACCAUCAACCCGUUCGACUCGCAAGAAACGAAACCUUACCGAAAUGACCCUCGCAUUUCUGCCAUGACGGAUCUCGUGGAUGCGUAUCAGCGCGAUGAUAUCCACCAAUACGAAACAAUAUUAAAAGAAAACCAGGACCUUCUCGCCGAUUCGUUCAUCGCCGAAAAUAUUGACGAAGUCAGCCGCAACAUGCGCACCAAGGCCGUCUCCAAGCUUAUUGCCCCCUACAGUCGCUUCACGCUCCAAUUCAUCUCCAAGCACAUCAAGAUUCCGGUGAGUGAGGUCCGAGACAUACUGGGGGUCUUGAUCGUGGACAAGAAGCUCAAUGCGAAGAUCAACCAAGAAAAUGGCACGGUCGUGGUCGAGCCGACAGCGGAUGGCACAGAUCAUCUUUCGCGGGUCCGCGACUGGGCAAGCGCAGUGGAAAACCUGUGGUCAGCCGUGCUGAACGAUGGCGAGGGAUUCAAGCUUGAUGAUACUCAAGGCGGAGGGGCUUUUACCGGGGUGCUGAACUUCCCCCUGGGCUUUGAGACGGGGAAUGCCAUCCCAAGCCGCGGUUUGGGCCGCAGGGGGCCCGGCCGUGGUGGUCGAGCGGGCGGCAAGGCCCUUAUCACUUGA
Capronia coronata CBS 617.96 is the source of this 1500-nucleotide messenger RNA. RefSeq names its product COP9 signalosome complex subunit 2. The coding region runs from base 1 to 1500 and encodes 499 amino acids. The transcript is spliced from 2 exons. The record is from RefSeq and is a predicted model, not a curated record. Gene Ontology annotation, biological process: protein deneddylation. NCBI's taxonomy places the organism in Eukaryota, Fungi, Ascomycota, Eurotiomycetes, Chaetothyriales, Herpotrichiellaceae. Gene Ontology annotation, cellular component: COP9 signalosome.